AUAUGCAAAUUCGUUCGUUGUUAUUAUUUUCUUACUCGAUAAUUUUUUUUAUAAAUAUCUUCGAUUAAAUUUGACGUUGAUCUCGAAAUAACAUUGAUAAUAAUUCUUUUUUUUUUUUGUUUCUUUUUUCUUCUUUUUUUUCUUUUCUUUUUUUUUCUUUUUUUUUUUUUUUUGUCCAAACAAUUGUCUUCGAAAAUUCAAUUCAAACGAUGAAUUUCGAUCGUGCACGUUGAGAAAGUGCCAGAAGGGAUUAUAGGAUUGGCGAGAAAUCAUGAAGGAAAUAUUGUCAGCGCAAAAUAUUUCAGGUUAUAAUAAUACUUUUGUCGGUAACAAUGGAGAAACGAGUGUUAACAGUAUGACGAAUGAUAAUAAUACUAGAAGAUAUGCCGUUUUAAGUACAGAAUGGAUUUCUGCCAUUGGUGAAGAAUUGGGAAUGCAUCCCUUGUCAGAUUCUGUACUACGUAGACUAGCAGAGGAUGCUUCAUAUAGAUUAAGAGAAAUUUUACAUAAAUGUAUUACAAGACUGAAGCACAGUAGACGAAAGUGUUUAACAUCCAAUGAUGUAAAUGCAGUACUUACAAAUUUGUGCGAUGUAGAUCCAAUUUUAGGGGCACCGGAUACAAUGCCGGAAUAUCACUCGGAGGCCAAAGUAUUUGUUCCUAAUGAACGCAUUAUUAAUUUGAUAGACAAGGUCAAUGAAGCUGUUAAUUUGUCCCAAGAUAAUGUACCUUUCAUUCAAGAAAUGGAAGUUUGUGAUGUGAAAUUAACCGAAGCUCGUUACAAUUAUGCAAAACGUGCAUUAAAGACUUUAUUUAAUGGUUCCCAGAAGACUUUUCAGGUAUUGGUCAAUGAUUGUGCUACCAAUCCAUAUUUAGGCGGAGAAGGUGUUAUAGAUAGAUUAAUGUCUAUAGCUAGAUCCAUGGUAAUAUCUAAUAAUGCACAAUAUACAAGAGUUUCAACACGUACUUGUCAACUUAUAAUUGCUAUUGCAAGUAAUAGCGAAGCUGUUUAUCCAUAUUAUUUAACAUCGGUUGAUAAAUUAACUGAAUUGUUAUUAGAAUUACUACUUGGACAGAGUUUUAUAAAUCUUAAUUUAGAAGCUCUUUUUAAGGAAUGUGCCCUGAAAUUGAUGCUUCGUUGGCCAUCUGUUGCUGAUAAAUAUAUUCCUACAUUGGAGGAAAUACUUCUUAAAGAAGAAGAAGAGAAUACGGAUGUAAAUAAGAAAAGAAUGACAGCCAUGGAAUUAUUAGCAAGCGUACAACCAUUACUUUUUUUUCAAUCUGAUAAAGACUCACCACUUUUUAUAGAUAACAUUUUAAAAUCCGCACCUUCGGGUUCUGUUAUUUGGCAACGUAUGGCUUUGGCAGUUUGUGCAUUAUUAAAAUCAGACGCUCAUCGUUUGGAUCUUUCGAGUAUAAUAGAACAUUAUGGAGAUUCGUUAUUGCCAUAUUUACCAGUUAAAUGUAAUAACGAUACAAGUGAAUAUAGAAAAUCUCCAACUCUUCCAAUUAUUUUGAAAAGUAAAAUAAAAUAUGCUAAAGUUAGACCAGUAAAUAGUAAAAUAUUAUGGGACAGACAAUCAGCAUUUCCAGAUUCUACAUUAAAAGGACCUAGAAAAGAGAUAAGAUUUGCAUUCGCGGGUGGUCGACCAGUUCCACCGAAUAAUCUUAGGCGUGUUAGUUUAAGAGCUAAUUAUCAAAUUUUAAGAAGCGAACAUCAAGCUACUCUUGCGUUGGUCGCAUCUCGUAGGCUUCUUGUAUUAAGAAAUACUAAGAAAAAAGUUUUUCAUAUUUACAACCUUGCACAUAUUUGUCUGUAAAUUUCUUUUUUUUUUUUUUUUACGAAAUAUUGUAUACGUAUAUAUUUAUUAAUUAA
Messenger RNA from Vespa crabro (European hornet), 1875 nucleotides. RefSeq lists its product as uncharacterized. Gene Ontology annotation, cellular component: transcription factor TFIID complex; SAGA complex; SLIK (SAGA-like) complex. Gene Ontology annotation, molecular function: RNA polymerase II general transcription initiation factor activity; transcription coactivator activity; protein heterodimerization activity. The transcript has 8 exons. Gene Ontology annotation, biological process: RNA polymerase II preinitiation complex assembly; transcription initiation at RNA polymerase II promoter. The record is from RefSeq and is a predicted model, not a curated record. Lineage: Eukaryota; Metazoa; Arthropoda; Insecta; Hymenoptera; Vespidae. The coding region runs from base 272 to 1819 and encodes 515 amino acids.